Diabrotica balteata is the source of this 1537-nucleotide messenger RNA. Lineage: Eukaryota; Metazoa; Arthropoda; Insecta; Coleoptera; Chrysomelidae. The record is from the annotation of a GenBank genome assembly.
UUUUGUUAGAACUUGAUAGAUUAUGAUGAUAUUUAUAGUGCUAGUGUUGAUUAUUGGUGCAAGUUUUGCUGAAGAUGUUAGCAAUAAGAAAUUUCCAUCUGAUUUUCUUUUCGGAGUUGCAACUGCUGCCUUUCAAAUUGAAGGCGCUUGGAAUGAGGAUGGAAAAUCGCCAAGUAUCUGGGAUGCCGCAAUACACGCCAACUCUAGCAUUAUCGCCAAUAGUGACAACGCAGAUAUUACUUGCGAUUCUUACCACAAGGUCAAGGAAGAUAUAGCCAUCCUUAAAGAACUGGGAGUGUCGCAUUAUAGGUUUUCUCUGGCUUGGACUAGAAUAUUGCCCGAUGGCAUUGGCAAAAUUAACGAUGCUGGUGUAGCAUAUUACAAACAUCUUAUUAAGGAACUAAAAGCAAACAAUAUUGAACCUUUCGUAACGCUUUACCACUGGGACCUUCCAGAUACACUUCAACAACCAGAAAAAGCCGGAUUUUUAAAUAUAAGUGUCGUUCAAUGGUUUGAAGAGUAUGCAAAAGUAUGUUUCUCGCUCUUUGGAGAUGACGUGAAGUACUGGGCAACCUUUAACGAGCCCAUUGCUGUUUGCAAUGGAGGUUAUGCUUCUGGAUUGGUUCCACCACUCAUCCGAUCAGAAGGAAUCAAGGAGUACGUUUGUGUGUAUAAUUUAUUAUUAGCUCAUGCCAGAGCAUGGCAUGUAUACGAUAAAGAAUUUAGACAGAAACAAAGAGGUAAAAUAUCCAUAGUAUUAAAUACUCAUUCAUUUUUACCUGCAACAAAUAGCGAAGCAGAUACUGUUGCAGCUGAAACUAAGUUCCAAUUUAUGCUUGGUCUAUACGCCAAUCCUAUCUUCGUUGGGGACUUUCCAGAUAUAGUUAAAAAAAGAAUUGCUGUCCGUAGCACUGCAGAAGGCAGGAAAGCAUCCCGUCUACCAUCAUUUUCUAAAGAAGAAGUUGAAUAUAUUAAAGGAACUCACGAUUAUUUUGGUUUGAAUGUCUACAGCGCUUAUCUAGUCAAUAGUAUUCCAGAUCCACCGGUCACAGAUCCGCCAACAAACUGGGGUGAUGCUGGUGUAAAUAUAUUCCAGCCAACUGACUGGGAAUCUACAUCUUCUGAUCAUACAAAGGUUGUUCCAUGGACAAUAAGACCGUUACUAAAUUGGCUUAAGGACCAUUACAACAACCCAGGAAUUUUCAUAACUGAAAAUGGAUACCCAAGCCAUGAUGGAAGCAAAGAUGACCGGAGAAUAUAUUACAUCAAGGGCUACUUAAGUCAUAUCCGAGACACUAUGGACCAAGAUAAUAUAACAGUGCUUGGAUAUACCGUUUGGACACUAAUGGACAAUUUUGAAUGGACUGCAGGUUAUACGCAAAAGUUUGGACUAUAUGAAGUGGAUUUCAACGAACCCAAUAGAACAAGAACUGCUAGACCAUCUGUGGAUUUUUACAAGAAAACUAUUAAAACCCGAUGCCUUGUAAAUCAAUGUAUUGACUAAAUGUAACAAAAACUAAUAAAUAUAUAUUUAACA